This is a messenger RNA of Rhodofomes roseus, 4215 nucleotides long. Its product is annotated as beta and beta-prime subunits of DNA dependent RNA-polymerase. The record is from RefSeq and is a predicted model, not a curated record. Gene Ontology annotation, biological process: DNA-templated transcription. Bases 1 to 4215 code for a protein of 1404 amino acids. Lineage: Eukaryota; Fungi; Basidiomycota; Agaricomycetes; Polyporales; Fomitopsidaceae. Gene Ontology annotation, molecular function: DNA binding; DNA-directed RNA polymerase activity. The transcript is spliced from 18 exons.
AUGAAGGACCCGGUCUCGCAUCAGGCGCCGAAAGUUAUCAAGAAGCUACAGUUCAGUCUUCUCAAUAACCAGGACACGGUCAAGAUCUCAGAGUUUGAGGUCACACAUCGAGACCUUUACACAGCAGUCGACCGGCAUCCAGUGAAGAACGGUGUUCUCGAUCGGCGUCUGGGUACGACAGAGAAGAACGCGUUCUGCGAAACCUGCGGACUGUCUUCCGUAGACUGUGUUGGACACUACGCCUACAUCAAGCUCUGCGUGCCCGUAUUCCAUAUCGGCUACUUCAAGCAUACCAUCAGUAUCCUGCAAUGCAUUUGCAAGACAUGCGCGCGUGUUCUCAUAGAGGAACCGGAUAGACGUGUAUAUCUGAAGCGCUUUCGCCGCCCGAACCUCGAGAACAUUCAGCGCCAAGCACUCUGCAAGGCCGUCAACACGUUGGCGCGGAAGACCGUGUACUGUCCGUACUGUGCAGCGACGAACGGCACGGUCAAGAAGGCAGGAGCUCUGAAGAUCAUCCACGACAAGUUCCGAGCGAAGAAGACGGCGGAGGAGAUGGAGCGGUUCAAGACGACGUUCGCGUCCGCGGUGGAGGCGCAGAAGGAGCUCGGGAUGUACGUCAACAAGGCGGUGCACGAGGACCUGAACCCGUUGAAGGUGCUGAACUUGUUCAAGCGCAUAUCGGACGAGGACUGCGAACUGCUUGGUUUGCGCCCGCAGUAUGGUCGCCCGGAAGAGUACAUCUGGCAGUAUAUCUCGGUACCACCCGUCUGCAUCCGGCCGUCCGUCGCUCAAGACGGCGCGUCUAACGAGGACGAUCUCACUGUCAAACUCACCGAGAUCGUCUUCAGCAAUGUGCUCAUCAAGCAGGGACUCGCGAAAGGUGCUCCGACAGCACAGUUCAUGGAACAAUGGGAGUUCCUGCAGCUCUCCGUCGCCAUGUACAUCAACUCCGAACUGCCUGGUGUCCCGUCACAAUUAGGCCAGAAGCCCAUUCGUGGCUUCUGUCAGCGACUGAAGGGCAAGCAAGGUCGCUUCCGAGGCAAUCUCUCAGGGAAACGAGUUGACUUCUCUGGACGUACCGUCAUCUCUCCCGAUCCGAACUUGCGUAUCGAUGAGGUCGCAGUUCCCGAGCGUGUUGCGAAGAUCUUGACGUAUCCGGAGCGAGUCACCGCGCACAACAUCGAUAUGUUGCAGAAGGCGAUUCGGAACGGAUGCGACGUCCACCCCGGUGCUAACUAUGUCACCGCCGCAAGCAAUGGCUUCAAGAAGUAUCUGAAGUUCGGUAACAGAGCUGCUAUCGCAGACGGCUUGAGAAUCGGCGAUGUUGUCGAGAGGCAUGUCAUUGAUGGUGAUAUCGUGCUAUUCAAUCGACAGCCCAGUCUGCACAAACUGUCUAUCAUGUGUCAUCGGGUCAAAGUUCGCCCAUGGCGAUCGUUCCGGCUGAACGAAUGUGUUUGUGGACCCUACAACGCUGAUUUCGAUGGUGACGAGAUGAACCUUCAUGUGCCGCAGACCGAAGAGGCCCGUACAGAAGCACUUGAGCUCAUGAGCGUGAAACACAACUUGGUCACGCCAAGAAACGGCGAACCCGUCAUUGCCGCUAUUCAGGACUUCAUCACCGCCUCUUUCCUCAUCUCGCGGAAGGACACUUUCUUCGACCGCCGUCAGUUCACUCAGAUCUGUUCGUACUUCGGCGAUGCCAAUAUGCACAUCGACAUCCCACCACCGACCAUCUGGAAGCCCGUGCGCCUGUGGACGGGCAAACAGAUCUUCAACGUUCUCAUGCGCCCGAACAAGCAGUCCAAGGUCCUCGUGAACGUCGAAAGCAAGUGCAACAAGCAGGAGAAGCCUAGUGCAUCGUGCUACCCAAGCAUUAAGAACCCUGCACCGGAUCUUUCGCCCAAUGACGGUUGGCUGGUGAUCGUGAACAGCGAGAUCAUGUGCGGCGUCAUGGACAAAGCCACAGUCGGUAGCGGUAAAAAGAAGUCCGUCUUUGGUAUCAUCAUGAGGGACUACGGGCCGCAUGAAGCUGCUGCCGCCAUGAACAGACUCGCCAAGCUGUGCGCUCGAUGGUUAGCGAACUAUGGAUUCUCCCUCGGCAUCAACGAUGUCAUCCCGGGGCCGAAGCUAUCCAGGGAGAAAGAAGAUCUCGUAGCCACAGCGUACGCGGAAUGUCAAGACUUAAUUACGCGAGCCAAGAAGGGUCUGCUCGAGAACAAACCUGGUUGUAACCAGGAACAGACCCUGGAAGCCAUGAUUUCCGGCGUAUUGUCCAAGGUCCGAGACAAGGUCGGCGAGAUUUGUCUGAAGGAGCUGAGUCGGCAUAACGCUCCGUUGAUCAUGGCAACAUGUGGUUCGAAAGGUUCCGUCAUCAACGUCGCCCAGAUGGUUGCUUGCGUCGGCCAGCAGAUCAUUGCAGGUCAUCGUGUGCCGGAUGGUUUCCAAGAUCGUUCACUACCGCACUUCCCCAAGAAGUCGAGGGAGCCUCCGUCUAAGGGCUUCGUCCGGAACAGUUUCUACACAGGACUGUCUCCAACAGAGUUCCUAUUCCACGCCAUCUCUGGUCGUGAAGGUCUGGUUGACACAGCUGUCAAGACUGCAGAGACUGGCUACAUGCAACGGCGUCUGAUGAAAGCUCUGGAGGAUCUAGUCACGCAUUACGACUCGUCAGUGCGGAAUGCGGUCGGCGGUGUGGUGCAAUUCCGGUAUGGUGAUGACGGACUUGACCCCGCAUGCCUCGAGGGUGAUGCUCAGCCUGUUGAGUUCUUGCGCGCAUGGAGUCAUGCUUCGUCAAUUGGAUCUCGCCACACACGUGGCUUGUUGCCGUUCGAGAUCAUGGAACGCGUUGACAAGGAGCUGUCAAAACGGAAGUUCACGAGUGAAUGUACGGCGGCUUAUAUAGCGACUAUUCGUGGUUUCAUUUCCGAGCACAUUGCACACAAGCUCGCUGAUAUUCGGAGAGAGCAUGGCAUGUUUGAUGCUUUGGAGCGCGACGAUGAGUGGGAUGCAGACACAGAUCUCACCAUGGGCGCGUCCGAUGCCGACAAGGCUGUUGUCAACAACAAGCUAAAGGUGACUGAGGAUCAACUGCGAGCCUUCUUGGAGGUUUGCUGGACGAAAUACGUCAAGGCUAAGAUCGAACCAGGCUCAACCGUCGGAGCUGUAGGCGCGCAGUCCAUUGGUGAGCCCGGGACGCAAAUGACGUUGAAGACGUUCCACUUCGCUGGUGUCGCCUCCAUGAACGUCACCCUCGGUGUCCCCCGUAUCAAGGAAAUUAUCAAUGCUGCAAAGGCUAUCAGUACUCCUAUCAUCAGUUGUAAGCUGGUGACUGCUGACAACGAAGCGUCUGCUCGCAUCGUCAAAGGGCGAUUGGAGAAGACACUUCUUGGCGACAUCGCCGCGGUGCUUGAGGAAGCUUGGGCUCCGGAGUACACUUACAUAGGUAUCAUCGUCGACACGAAGACCAUCCAAGACCUUCAGCUUGAAAUGGUCCUGGAUGAUAUCAAAUGGGCCAUCGUGAACACGAGGAAGCUGAAGGUCAAACAAGAGUCGAUUACUGUCAUACCGCGCAAAAAUCGUUUGCGCGUUUAUGUUGAUGGUAUAGACAAGUACUAUCGCUUACGUGAAUUGAAGAGGGUACUCCCAGAUGUCGUCGUGAAGGGUGUACCCACCAUCCGACGUGCUAUCAUUAACCUCAAGGAGGACGACGACCACCGCGGCAAGAAGGGCGAUAAAGAGCUGCUUGUCGAGGGUUAUGGUCUCCAGAAGGUCAUGACCACGCAAGGUAUUGUCGGCGAACAUACAACCUCCAACCACAUCAUCGAGGUUGCGCAGGUCCUGGGUAUCGAGGCUGCAAGGCGAACUAUCAUCAACGAAAUUCAGUACACGAUGUCAAGUCACGGUAUGAGUAUCGAUCCUCGACACGUCAUGCUGCUAGGAGAUGUCAUGUCGUAUAAGGGCGAAGUACUGGGCAUCACACGAUUCGGCGUGGCUAAAAUGAAGGACAGCGUGCUCAUGCUGGCGUCAUUCGAGAAGACGACAGACCACUUAUUCGACGCUUCUGCGUAUGGGAAGACUGAUAGUAUUGCCGGCGUGUCGGAAAGCAUCAUCAUGGGCAACCCCGCUGCAAUGACGGGUACUUCCAUGCCCGCCCUGGUGAUGCCAGCUCCAGCCAUCAGCAAGCCACGAAAACUGCUCUUCGAGGGAGCACUAUGA